Messenger RNA from Platichthys flesus (European flounder), 4837 nucleotides. It is a transcript of the gene erap1b, whose product is annotated as endoplasmic reticulum aminopeptidase 1b. Gene Ontology annotation, biological process: peptide catabolic process; proteolysis. Gene Ontology annotation, cellular component: cytoplasm. Bases 148 to 3072 code for a protein of 974 amino acids. Gene Ontology annotation, molecular function: peptide binding; zinc ion binding; metalloaminopeptidase activity. The transcript is spliced from 19 exons. Lineage: Eukaryota; Metazoa; Chordata; Actinopteri; Pleuronectiformes; Pleuronectidae. The record is from RefSeq and is a predicted model, not a curated record.
ACGACCUGAGUUUCCUGUAAAAUCUGCAGAAAUGUAAAUACAGAUAUUCCUUUUAUUUGUAAUUCACAUUUUGAAGAUCACAAUAAUCUGAUAUUUAAACUGAAUGAAACACAGUGGAGGAGGGAUCAUGUUUUUUUAUCCCCCACAAUGCAAUUCCCUCAAUCUCUUUCACUUUCACUCUUGGAUUAUUUGAACGUGAACUUCGAGCAGGAAACGAAGGUGAGAGGAUUCUCUACUCUCAGUGUCACCAUGUCAUUGGCUCCUCUCCUGCUGCUACUGUUCCUUCCUGUCCCUCCCUCAUCCGGAGCACAGCUGCCCAAUCAGGGCCAAGCCAAAGACCCCCCCAUCGCCACCAACGGCCAGCCGUUCCCGUGGGACCGCAUGAGACUUCCCAAAACCAUCUUCCCGCUCCACUAUGACCUCACCAUCCACCCCAACCUGACCACCCUGGACUUCACCGGCCUCGUUCGCAUCGAGCUGGACGUGCUGGAGGACACCAGCAUGAUCGUCCUCCAUGCCAAGCAGAUGCAGAUAUCUCACGUGCUGCUCCUGGCGCCUGAAGGCGUGAGGCCUCUCCGGGUGCUGGAGUAUCCUCACUUCCAUCAGCUCGCCCUGCAGUCGGAUUCCGUGCUGACCAAAGGAAGGAGGUACGAGGUGCAGCUGAGGUUUGCUGCCAACUUGUCCGACAGCUUCCACGGCUUCUACAAGAGCAGCUACCGCACCAGCAGCGGGGAAGUCCGGGUUAUGGCGUCCACACAGUUUGAAGCAACGUUUGCUCGUGGAGCUUUCCCCUGUUUUGACGAGCCUGCUUUCAAAGCCAACUUCACCAUACGGAUCAUACGAGAGCCGCGGCACAUAACCAUCUCCAACAUGCCUCAGGUUAAAACAGUGGAGUUGCCGGGCGGUUUGCUGGAGGAUCACUUCGACACCUCAGUCCGGAUGAGCACGUACCUGUUGGCCUACAUCGUGUCUGACUUCCUGUCUGUGAGCAGGACCACGCAGCACGGCGUCAAGAUUUCAGUCUACGCCGUCGCUGAGAAGAUCGACCAGACGGCCUUUGCUCUGGAAGCUGCUGUCAAGCUGCUGGACUUCUACGAUGACUACUUUGAUAUUCCUUACCCGCUUCCCAAACAGGACCUGGCUGCUAUCCCUGACUUCCAGUCAGGUGCGAUGGAGAACUGGGGGCUGACGACCUACAGAGAGGCGGGCCUCCUCUUCGACGCCGACAGGUCUUCAGCUUCAGACAAACUGGCCAUCACCAAGGUCAUCGCCCAUGAGCUCGCACACCAGUGGUUCGGGAACCUGGUGACGAUGGAGUGGUGGAACGACCUGUGGCUCAACGAGGGUUUCGCCAAAUUCAUGGAGUUUAUCUCUCUGGACGUCACGUACCCGGAGCUGCAAGUGGAUGACUUUUUCCUGGGGAAAUGUUUUGAGGCCAUGGAGGUGGACUCCCUCAGCUCCUCUCACCCAGUCUCCACCCCCGUGGAGAACCCCAUGCAGAUCCAGGAGAUGUUCGACGAUGUGUCAUAUGACAAGGGAGCAUGUAUUCUGAAUAUGCUGCGGGACUUCCUGACUCCAGAGGCCUUUGAGAUCGGCAUCAUCAAAUACCUGAAGCGCUUCAGCUACCAAAACACUGUCAACAGCCACCUGUGGGAGAGCCUCACUAAUGUCUGCAGCUCAGAUGAUUUGGAAGAAGGCCGAAUGAAACACAAAGAAUUCUGCUCCAAACGCAAAGUCCAGUCUGGAGCCACCAAGUGGUACUCCGGUGAUGAGCUGGACGUCAGGGCCAUCAUGGACACCUGGACGUUGCAGGAGGGCUUCCCCCUGGUCACCGUGGAGGUCAGAGGUCGCGAGGUCAGGCUCAGUCAGGAGCGUUACCUGAAGACAGAUGACCCCUCCCUCACUGAAGGAUUCCUGUGGCAGAUUCCACUCACCUAUGUGACCAGCGCCUCCAACACCGUCCACCGCUUCCUGCUGAAAACCAAGACUGACGUCCUGUACCUGCCGCAGGAGGUGGACUGGGUGAAGUUCAACGUGGACAUGUGUGGCUACUACAUGGUGCACUAUGCAGGCGAGGGGUGGAACUCCAUCAUCAAAGUGCUGCAGCACAACCACACAGCGCUGACCAGCAACGACCGAGCCAGCCUCAUCCAAAACGUCUUCCAGCUGGUCAGUGUGGGGAAGGUGAGGCUGGACACGGCUCUGGAGCUCUCUCUCUACCUGUCCAGAGAGACGGAGAUCAUGGCUGUGACUCAGGGCUUCGGAGAGCUCGUACCUCUCUACAAACUGAUGGAGAAGAGAGACAUGCCAGCUCUGGAGAACCAGAUGAAGAGCUACAUCGUGGAACUGUUCCGGGGCCUGAUUGAUCGCCAGGUGUGGACCGACUCUGGAUCAGUGUCGGAGCGGGUGCUCAAGAGUUACCUGCUGCUGUUCGCCUGUUUCAGGAACUACGCCCCCUGCUUGACCAAAGCCACGCAGCUCUUCAACGAGUGGAAGGAAUCCGAUGGCAACAUGAGUCUCCCAGUGGACAUCACCAUGGCUGUGUUUGUGAUUGGAGCUCGCACGCCGGAGGGGUGGGACUUCUUGUUCGAGAAAUACCGCCAUUCCAUGCAAAUGUCUGUCAAGAGCCGCAUGAAGAUGGCCAUGGCUGUCACUCCGCUGCAGGACAAGCUCCAGUGGAUGAUGGAGCAGAGCCUCCACGGGGAAGUGAUGAAGACUCAGGACCUCCCAGACGUGGUCGUCUCCGUCAGCAAGAACCCCCGCGGCUACAAACUGGCCUGGGACUUCUUCAGAGCCAACUGGUCCAACUUCAUCAAGAAGUUUGACCUCGGCUCCAACUCAGUGUCAUACAUGGUGAAGGGUGUGACCAACCAGUAUUCUACCAGGGAGAUGCUACAUGAGGUACGAAGCUUCUUUGGCUCCCUGACCGAGGAGACGGGCUCAGAGAUGAGAUGCAUCCAGCAGAGCUACGAGAGCAUCGAGGACAACAUCCGCUGGAUGGACACCAACCUUCCUCUGCUGAAGGCCUGGCUCGACCGACGCAGCCCCAGGAUAUCUCAUGAGGAUUUAUAGCUCCAGGAGAAGCAGAAAGUCUGACGUCACUGACUUUAAUGAUGGUAGAUUGAAAAACAUAACAUAAGGAGAUUUCAUGCUUUGGAAUCUAUUUUAUUUGACACUCCAAAACACUCCAAAACCAAUUGACCCUAAAACUAUAGCCUAAAUAAAUACUGUGAAAAAGUAAUAUAUUUCUUCAGUAGCCUUAAGCUGAUUUUAAACAUCAAUAUAUCAGCAGAAAAUGAUAUUCUGUGUAAAGAUAUCAUCUGCAUUAUAUUUAUAGAACAAGAAGAGAAAGUCCAAUAUGAAGCGCUAAGGUGAAAACGACCCCUGGUGACUUUCCCCCUCUCAGGGUUAAAGAAAAACUAUGAGCAGGCAUACUUGGGUUUGUGUCAUUUAAGGUAUACUGUAUACCUUGGAAUUCUCAUUGUUAGUUUGAAUACUACAUUUUGUCACUUUUUCGCGUAUACACAGAGAUUUCACAAAAUGUUCGGUGAUGGAAAUUUGGUUUAAAGUUAUUGAAAAGUCAUGAAAAUCCAUUGGUCAAAAUGUCUAUGAACCCCGCCCUCUGGUUUCUGUGACUCAAAAAAGUCCUCAAACAAAUCAAGAGAUAAAACCAGAGUAGAGAUUUGACUUUUCAGAGAUGGGAUAGUGAGAUGAGCUGUGUCAAGGCUGCUUCAAGUACCAGAGGGAGGGGGGGUCAGCAUUUGUGUUUCGCUAAAGAAGUAAAAGAAACCCAAUACGUCACAGGUCUGAGGAAGUAAGAUCCCCUAUUGAGGAACUAUCUGGGUUUCGUUGUUGUUUUCUUCGCUGUGUGUUUCCAUUGAUUUAAUUAAAACUUGUUAGAAAUGGGCCAACGAAGAACUCAGUAACUUUUGUUGCAGAUCCAGGAUUUCUUAUCCACUUUCUUUAACUUUGUGAUUUAGGGUUAUGACCUUGGUAGAGGGACUUUGCCUCUCAAGUGCCCUUCGAGUUGGAGUUUUAUUUCUGAAGUCUUCUUUUCAGAGCUGGCUGCGUGUAUCUGUGUCUGUCUGUGACUUAGUGUGUCCUUGUGCAGGUGUGUGUGUGUGUGUUUUGUGGAUUAAAUGUGAGGUGUGUGUGUGUGUGAGCUUUUAACUUUUAAUUCAAAGAUAAUUGCUUUGCAGCUGGUUGGAAGUCUCAGUUUUUGUGUUGUUGAUGUUCAUUAACGCUGCAGACGACAACAGAGACAUUGUGCAGUUGGUGAAUGAUGCACAAACGAAAUGUACUGCGCUGCAUCUGCUAUUUAAUUUUUCUCAAAUAUCUUGGUACAAAUCUUUCCUUCACGUAAAAACCAAAACAAAACCAAAAUAAGACUGGACAGUCACUCUAGAGAAGAAAUAAUUUAUCCUAUUGCACUUUUUAUGUGGUUCUAGUGCCUUUUAAUAAAAUUUUCUUUUUUUUUAAAUGUCUUAAACUUAAACUUCAAGAUCAAGAUCAAGAUUAAAGAUUUUUUUAUUUGUCAAAUGCACAACAAUAACAUUAAGCAGUCGCUGGCAGUGAAAUGCUUGAGUCUCACUCAAGCAUUGUGAGACUUAUUACUGCUGUAAUAAGACAAACUUCAAAACAUGUUCCACUUUAUUUAAAUUCACCUGUUGUGACAAACGAAAAUGCACUAUUGGGAACGUGUUGUUACAUAAAAAAACCUUAAUUUUGUUUGAUUCAGUAUGAGUAUGAUUUUUUUCGCGCCUCUGUAAAAAGCCUGAGGAUUCAGAGCAAUAUGGUUGGUUGAAUUUGGACCAAUAAAGUUUUAAAUUCCCCUUCA